Molecule: messenger RNA, 1344 nt
Organism: Eutrema salsugineum
Lineage: Eukaryota; Viridiplantae; Streptophyta; Magnoliopsida; Brassicales; Brassicaceae
Product: probable WRKY transcription factor 30
Exons: 3
Coding region: 82-1035 (317 amino acids)
Biological process (GO): regulation of DNA-templated transcription
Cellular component (GO): nucleus
Molecular function (GO): transcription cis-regulatory region binding; DNA-binding transcription factor activity
Source: RefSeq, a predicted model, not a curated record
UACAUACUACAUGCUCUUGAAAACACAUUUUCAAAAUAUUGUAUACCACUUUAAAUCCAUCCUUUUCACUCUUUCAACGUAAUGGAGAAGAAGAGUAGUAAUAGUGGAGAGUGGGAGAAGAUGAAGAAGGAGAUUAACGAGCUGAUGACAGAAGGAAGAGACUAUGCUCACCAGCUCAAGUCUCAGCUUGAGUCGUCUUCAUCACCAGAAACACGUGAACAUUUGGCCAAGAAGAUUCUCGAAUCUUACCACAAGUCUCUCACCAUUAUGAACUACUCCGGUGAACUCGACCAAGUUUCUCCGUAUUCCUACAGUGGAGGAAGCCCCAAAAGCGAUGAUUCCGACCAAGAACCCCGUGUCGUCAAGAGUUCGAAGAAGUCAAUGCCAAGGUGGACCCAAAAAGUCAGUAUUACCCCUGGAUUUGGGAUUGAUAGAACGCUUGACGAUGGGUUCAGUUGGAGAAAAUACGGCCAGAAGGAUAUCCUCGGAGCCAAAUUCCCAAGAGGAUACUAUAGAUGCACGUAUAGAAAAUCUCAAGGAUGUGAGGCCACUAAACAAGUCCAGAGAUCUGACGAAAAUCCGAUGCUCUUUGAGAUCAGUUACCGAGGAAUACAUUCUUGCUCCCAAGCCGCUAAUGUUGGUUCAACCAUUCCGGUACAAAAUCUUGGACCGAACCAGACACAAGAACACGAAAAUCUUGAGAUCGUGAAGGAAAGCCUAGACAUUGGUCAUCACAACUACAACCAUGAAGCACAUUUGCAUCAAUCCUUCCCCUAUCCUUUGUCCUCUACCCCAAAUCUCGAGAGUGACAACGCGUAUAUGCUUCAACUGAGAGAUCAGAACAUUGAUCUUUUUGGAUCUAGGAGUUAUAGUGAUCUAGGAACUAAUGUCAACUACGAUUUUAUGGCUUCUCGUGAUGUUGGCUCGGCUUCUCACUCUACAUCAAACUCUCCGUCCAACGUCCGCUUGGAAUCUCCGUAUGAAAGCUUUGAUCCAAAUCAUCCCUUCGAAGGUUUUGGAAGGUUCUACUCAUAGUUAAUCACUAAAAGAGGGAAAGAAAUUUACGUGAUCUCUUGAUUAAAGAGAUAGAUAGUUAUUUAAUAAUAGCUAAUCAAAUUCCUAUUCAAUAAUCCUUUACUUAAUUUCCUAAUCGAGAUUUUUGUUUUUGUUUUGUUUUGCUUUUUAUAUAGGCCUUAUUUUGAGUUCGAUGUUUAAAUAAGCGGAUUUGUACUCCGUAUUAUUCUUGUUACAUAGCAUGUAAGCCAUGUUUUUUCUUUACCAAAUAUUGCUGUAGCAAAUUUGAAUCUUCUUAUUGAAACUUUAUGUUUUCUUUUAGCUUAAACA